AUGAUCCCAUUAGAGAUCACAUUCAUCAGCCAUUCCUAUCUCGCCUCAUCACUCGCUCUAUUCAUGAACGGUUUUCUUCUAUUCGCUGUAUUGAGGAGAACGCCAAACGAGUUGAGAGCAUAUCGUCUAGUCAUCAGUAAUAUCGUUCUCUGCGAUUUUCUGAUCGCUUUCGGUAAUUUGUGGCUUCAGCCGGUACCGUCAAGUUCGACAAAAGAGGUAACCCGUCCUCCAAACGAUUCCGGUGUCUCCUACGUGAUCAUGGGUCCAGUUGUCUAUUUCAUUCAUCCCGCCAAGAAUCACUUGUUAACGUGCGCAUUCGUCGGGCUCAUUCAAUACAGUCUUAUGGCAGUUCCCCUUUCAUUCGCUUAUCGUUAUUUCCGGAUCUGCCACCCAAAUUUUGCCGACUUAUUUACGAAAUUGAAGACGAUAUUCCCCGUUUUCGUGAUACUUAUUUUGAUAAGUGCGGCGGCGACGGUGUUGAUGUGGAUGGGCGAUAUGCCGAAAUCCGGUCCAGCUGCUGAGGUCUCCUCGUGGUCCGAAUACUACACCCAUCUCGACGACGAUCCGAAUCAACCGCUUUUCGGCAAUCUCAUUCACCUUGACUACCACGUUUACUACACUGAAUACAUAUUUCUUGUCAUGUUCGUCAUCGGGUACUCGAUUUUGAUCGUCUGUGCGAUGCUGAUUGUGAGAGGCCUUCAACACAUGCAACGAAAUCAAACGAUCAGCUCGCGAACAUUGCGAAUGCAGAGACGGCUCACAUAUUGUUUAAUGUGUCAGUCCCUUCUGCCGAUAAUCUUUGGCGGAACACCGAUCGUGAUUAUUGCGGUAACAAUUGGAUUUGGACUCUAUACACAGUUAGUCUCAAGUCUCUCGAUGGCAAUCUGGUCCUAUCAACAAAUCUUUGGUCCACUUCUCACAAUGCUUUUCAUCCCAAGUUAUCGCUAUGGAUCAAGGAGAUGGAAAGAGAAUGCAUCAAAGCUUGUCAAUAACUCGUCUCAUUCAAAAGAAGCGCCUGUGGCCAGUAAAUGGUUGCAGAAGAGGGCCGUGAUCAAAGUGGCUACCAUAACCCGGCGAGAAUCCCAGCCAACCAUAGCCACUUCAGCGUCGAAUCAUCAACGAGAGCGUGCUUCUUCUCUAUUUCCCCGGCCAACAAGUGCCAAGCAACUCAAAUUCAGCGCAAUUCAAAUCAAA
Molecule: messenger RNA, 1194 nt
Organism: Mesorhabditis belari
Lineage: Eukaryota; Metazoa; Nematoda; Chromadorea; Rhabditida; Rhabditidae
Source: the annotation of a GenBank genome assembly